AUGAAACAACCCACAGAAGGAUGGGUACAAUUAUCUAAAGAAAAAUUCUAUCAAAAGAUUGAACUUUCUAUAAUGUUGUGGAAAGGUGUUGAGCUUUCUGGAUAUAUAUCAGCAGGUGCUUUAUACGGAGGUGCUAUAGCAUUAGUUAGGGAUGAUAGAGUUAUUCACAAAUAUUUGGGGCCUGAUAAUACAAAAUCAAACAUUCGAAUUUAUAAUUCAUAUGGAGCAUUUAUUCGUGAAAUACAUUGGGAUAUAGGAAAAAUUAGAGGAUUAGGAUGGUCAGAUUCAGAAAGAUUAAUAGUUGUUACAGAAGACGGAAUAGUCAGAAAUUAUAAUAUUCAGGGUGAAUUUACACAGUUUUCACUUGGAAAAGAAAUAAAUGAACAUCUAGUUAUAAAUUGUCAAUUUUGGGGUACUGGAUUUGUAGCUUUAUUAGAAAACAAUACAUUCAUUGCUGUUAAUUCUUAUGACGAACCACGUCCCAGAGUACUCUGUAGUCCAGAAUUCGAAGAUAUAAUACAUAGCUGGACAAUUAUUGCUCCUCAAUUUUCUUCCAAUCUUCAUGUAGAAGUUCUUGUAUCAACUAAGUCAACUAUAUAUAUUAUAGAUGAAGCUGAAAAUACGGACCAAUGCUUACAACAAGGUCCUUUUCUGGAUAUGAGUGUAUCACCAAAUGGUCAAUUUCUUGCAUUACACACAUUUCAAAAUAAAAUAUGGGUUAUAUCAACAGGUUUCCAAAGAAGUAUGUCCGAGUUUACUCUUACUGAACAUGAAAAACCUUUAAAAAUGGGAUGGUGCGGAAACGAUUCUGUUAUCAUACUUUACAAUACUAUAAUUCUCAUGAUAGGCCCAUUUGGGGGAUUUUUAAGUUUUCCAUAUAAUGGCCCAGCUUUAUUAAUUUCUGAAAUAGAUGGCGUUCGUAUAAUUACUAGUGAUAAAUGUGAAUUCCUACAGAAAGUUCCAGACGAUCUUAAAAAUGUAUAUAAAACAGAAGAAAAUUCAUAUGGUGCUAUUUUAUUAAAAUCUAUUCAAUAUUUUGAUCAAGAAUCGUCAAAAAUAGAUGAAAACAUACAAUCUAUUAAACCAUAUUUAGCAGAAGCGGUAGACCAAUGUAUAAAAGCAGCUGGCUAUGAAUUUGACCCUUUUUGGCAAAAACGAUUAUUAAAAGCAGCAUCAUUUGGAAAAAGCUAUCUUAAUUUUUAUAAUCCAGAAGAAUUUGUAGAAAUGUGUGAAAUAUUAAGAGUUUUGAACUCAAUGCGUUUUUAUGAUGUUGGGAUACCAUUGACUUUUAAAGAAUAUUUUCAUUUAACACCAGAAGGCUUAAUAGAACGUCUUAUAACUCGCCAAAAACAUUUCCUUGCUUUAAAAAUAUGUGAAUAUUUACGAUUACCAUCUGAUAAAAUAUAUACUCAUUGGGCUUGCAUGAAAAUAAAACAUUCUGUUGACGAUGAAGAAACUAUUUAUAGAGUAAUAAUUGAGAAACUUAUUUUAAAAAAAGGCGUAUCUUUUGAAGAAAUAGCUAGAACUGCAUGCGACGAAGGAAAACAGAAGCUUGCUGUUAAACUUCUUGAUUAUACAUUAAAGGCAAGUAAUAAAAUACAUCUUUUACUUAGUAUUAGGGAAAAUGAAACAGCUUUGAUUAAAGCAAUAGAAAGUGGAGAUGUAGAUCUUGUAUUAUAUGUUAUAUUAUAUUUGAAGGAUAAACUUCCGCUCGCUCAUUUUUUCCAAAUUAUUCGAGACAAAGCAGUAGCAGUUUCUAUAUUAGAAACAUAUGCAAAAGAGCAUGAUUCCGAGCUUUUAAAAGACUUCUAUUACCAAGAUGAUCGUAGAUCUGAUGGUGCUAAUGUAAUUCUUCUUGAAAGUCUUAGAACAUCUAAUAUAGAUCUUAAAAUAGAAAAAUUAAAAUUAUCAGUAGGACUUUAUAAAGAAUAUAAAGAUUUUUCAUUUGAAAUAAAAAACCUUGAAGAACAUAUUACAUUACUUGAAUUGCAACAAACAUAUGAGAAAGAAUUUCAUGAACUAUUUAUCGGCUUAUCGAUUAAUGAAACCGUUUUUAAACUAAUAAAAAUAAAUCAGAUGACAGCUGCUUUAAAAAUAAAAUCAGACUUCAAAAUACCCAUCAAAAGAUUUUGGUGGCUUAAAUUACGUGCAUUAGUUGCCAUUAGAGAUUGGACACAGUUAGAGGAUUGGGCUAAUAAGUCCAAAAAGUCUCCUAUUGGAUAUGAACCGUUUGUAUCAGAAUGUCUUGCUGCAGGAAAUAAAAAAAUGGCAGCCAAUUUUAUCCCUAAAUGUUCUGAAAUAACACCAACUUUUCGUGCUGAAUUAUGGGCAAAAGCAGGUGAUUGGAUAUCAGCAGGAAGUGAAGCUUUAAAAUAUAAAAAUUUAAAAUUAUUCGAAGAUCUUAAAUCAAAAGCUCCAUUAAAUAUAAUAAAAGAAUUAGAAAAACUAACAUUGAGUUCAGCUAGUUCAUCUAAAUAA
Pneumocystis jirovecii RU7 is the source of this 2478-nucleotide messenger RNA. Its product is annotated as tethering complex subunit VPS16. Lineage: Eukaryota; Fungi; Ascomycota; Pneumocystomycetes; Pneumocystales; Pneumocystaceae. The coding region runs from base 1 to 2478 and encodes 825 amino acids. Gene Ontology annotation, cellular component: endosome; HOPS complex; cytoplasm. The transcript has 16 exons. The record is from RefSeq and is a predicted model, not a curated record. Gene Ontology annotation, biological process: intracellular protein transport; vacuole fusion, non-autophagic; endosomal transport. Gene Ontology annotation, molecular function: actin binding.